CAUCGCCCCGAACGUUCAGUUAUAGAGGAAACCUCUUAGAUGCAAAAUGUCCAAGUUGAUUCUGUAUGGAACGGAGGCAAGUCCUCCGGUUCGGGCUGUCAAACUGACCUUGGCCGCCCUUGCGGUUCCUUACGAAUACGUAAAAAUAAACACCCUGGCCAAGGAGACUCUUUCCCCGGAGUUCCUGAAGAAGAAUCCCCAGCACACGGUGCCCACCCUGGAGGACAAUGGCCACUUCAUCUGGGACUCGCAUGCAAUCAGUGCCUAUCUGGUGUCCAAGUACGGCAAGAGCGACAGCCUCUAUCCGAAGGAUCUUCUUCAACGGGCUGUGGUGGAUCAGCGAUUGCACUUCGAAUCCGGAGUGGUUUUUAUGUACGGACUGAGAAGCAUCACAAAGCCACUUUUCGCCUCUGGCCAGACUACAAUCCCCAAGGAACGUUACGAUGUCGUCAAAGAAAUCUACGACUUCGUGGAGACCUUCCUCAACGGGCACGAUUAUAUUGCUGGAAAUCAGUUGACAAUUGCGGAUUUUAGUCUCCUCACAUCGAUUACCGCGCUAGCGGUAUUUGUAAAAAUCGAUCCGAUUAAGUAUUUCAAAAUCACAGAAUGGCAUAAGACGCUAGAAGAACUUCCUUACUUCGAGGAGGCAAAUGGCAAAGGUGCCCGAGAGUUGGUCACCCUUCUAGAGAAGUUUAAUUUUACCUUCUCAUCUUAGUGAUUUUCUCACUUUUAAAAAAAUAAUCAAAAUACAUUAUAAAGCAUGUGCAAAGAUUUUAUACCUGCUACUCGUAGAGUGAAAGGGUAUACUUAAUUUGUUAAAUUGCAUUUUAAUCAAAAAAAAAAACGGUUUAUUAUUGAUUUUUGCAAGCACCAUAGAAUCUUUAAAAUAUCAACAUCAAUAUGGAAUUUUCCACUUAAAAUAAUAGAUAUGAUAAGAAUUUUAAUAUUACUAUCUGACAUUUAUAAAAUGGAAGAAGCUAUUUUCCACCAAAAAAAAAAAAAACGAUACAUGAAUCAGAAACCUAAUUUAAUUGUCCAGAUACCAGUUUUUUUUUAAAUAACAUUUUUGAUAUUUAACAUUCCCAAAAUGAAAAAAACAAAAUGAAAAAUGUCGUAACCAAGUAUCAGAAAAAGAUAUGAUAAGGCAUAUACUAUAAUCAAAACACCUGACAACUUUUUGAGGGCUUUAGUUCAACAAGUUGAUUAAAGCCAAUGAAUUGUCUAUCAAAAUCUGUUACUUUAUCAAAGACUACUGACGAUUUUGGAUUUUGGAGAUAUGCAUUAAGCA
Molecule: messenger RNA, 1288 nt
Organism: Drosophila ficusphila
Lineage: Eukaryota; Metazoa; Arthropoda; Insecta; Diptera; Drosophilidae
Product: glutathione S-transferase 1-like
Exons: 1
Coding region: 47-715 (222 amino acids)
Biological process (GO): glutathione metabolic process
Molecular function (GO): glutathione transferase activity
Source: RefSeq, a predicted model, not a curated record